Messenger RNA from Coregonus sp. 'balchen', 797 nucleotides. The record is from the annotation of a GenBank genome assembly. NCBI's taxonomy places the organism in Eukaryota, Metazoa, Chordata, Actinopteri, Salmoniformes, Salmonidae.
AAGGGGGAGUUCCUGGUGUUGGACCUGGGCGGCUCCAAGUGUAAAGUGCUCCAGGUGAAGGUGUCCGAGAGGAAGAGGAGGGUGGAGAUGGAGAGUGAGACCUGAACGGUAGAGGGACUGGGGUCAGUACGAUGACAACGUCUGUUGUUACACAGACGGACAUACUCUGUUUGAAAAUGGGAGUCAUUCAAACUCUCAUAGCAAGUGGUACAACAUUUAUACAACAUGAUCCUGACAGGAUUAACCGUGUCAUAUCAGUCAUAGGACAUUGAAACCUGUGGAAUCACUAUCAUUAGGUCUGUUAUUCAGGGAUUGUGUAGUAAUGCAUUACAUGUAACUGGGAUUACGUAAUCAGAUUACAUAAUGAAGUAACUGUAAUCAAGCCAGAUUACUGUAAAAAAUAUAUAUUUAAAAAAGGAAGUGUAAUUGGAUUACAGUUACAUUCUUAAAAACGGCUGAUUACAUUUAGAAUUACUUUUCUAAUAUCAAAGAUUUUGUCCGCAAGUGCUUUCCUCAAACACACUGAAAUAGCAGGUUUUUGAACAUCUUUCAAAACUAUGCUGAGCCACACUUCUUGAAAGUCACUUUUCAAUUGUAAUGUAAGCUUUUCCCUUCUGUUAUGAUUUAUUUGAAACCUAAAAAUUGCAGAACUUGCUCUCCUUGGUUGGCUUUCCACAGAGACGUUUUUUAACCUGCAAAAGAAGCACAUCACCCAGAAGAGAGAACCUAUGGGCUUCACCUUCUCUUUCCCUUGUGGACAGUCCAAAGUAGAUGAAGUAUUUAACAAUGCAGCCUAG